This is a messenger RNA of Cadophora gregata, 2528 nucleotides long. RefSeq lists its product as uncharacterized. The record is from RefSeq and is a predicted model, not a curated record. NCBI's taxonomy places the organism in Eukaryota, Fungi, Ascomycota, Leotiomycetes, Helotiales, Ploettnerulaceae. The transcript is spliced from 2 exons. The coding region runs from base 1021 to 2073 and encodes 350 amino acids.
CUGAGCAGGUUUUUAUAUCAUCCUUGCCAAUAUCUUGAUUAUUAUCGCCCUGAUACUUCUUGAACCUGCUCCAUAGCGGCUGUCCACUGUUGAUGCGCGCGCUCCUUCUGCCCAAUCCGGACUGUUGAAGAAGGCCCCCCAGUCAAACGUUUAUCCCUUCUCAUCACCGGCCAUUGGCUGUGCUCAGGGACUGCUCCCUGGAUGUUCACUGACUGACUGCACAGGCUUUUACCCUGUUUCUCCCCUGUUUCUUCAGUGUUCUCUCACUGGCUGAUCGGGACAAUCCUCACUGAAGGCUGAGGCUUGCCCCGCUCCUCCUCCUCUCAUCAACCCCUACCUACCUGUGCCCCUCCCUCGCUAUUCGCUGUUCGCAUCAUUCCCUCCUUCAAGAUUCCCGCUGUCACCAUGGUUGACCCGCUCGACCAUCUCCUACGGAGACUCUUAGUAUUCCUACCAACCAAGCAUUAGCCCCCCCUUGAAGAAUAACCCCGAGUGCCUUGGCCCUUGAGCCCCCCCGUUCGGAUAACCCACCUUCCUGGGGCCAAGCUUUCCCUUAAGGUUGUUACGAGGGUGGAUGGAUCUUCGUCGGUCGACCUACGUCCCGUGGAAAGAAAAGAGAGCUACGCUAGGCUACGCUACGCUACGCUACAGGGGGGCUCCGUCCGUCUUCGUCGCCGCACUCUUAACACGCCCAUCUCCCGAUGUUUGAAGAAAAAAACUACCUUUCCUCUCGCCUCAUUGCCUUCUUCGAUACCCUUUCAAGCGCUGGUUUGCUUUCAUAUCUCAAAGACAAUCGCUUCCACUCAUUUGGUUCCAUUUACGAAAACAAUAUACUUCAACAAUAAUAACCUUUUAAUCUCCCCCCUCCUCCUCACUCUCGACAUUCUAGUUGUAAUUGGCUCAGGCUGGUCCAGUUGAACUCAUCUACAACUAUCUUCUUCUUCUUCUUCUUCAACGAUUAUCAUCAAAUCGACGACGACUUUUUUCGAUCAAUCGAUCAAUCAAUCAAGCUACUUCAUAAUGCCUAGCAUCAGAUCGGUUAUGGGUGCGGUGGUGGUGGGAUUACUGGCGACUGUGACUGCUCUCCCUGCUGCGCAAAAGAUGUCACCAUACGAGAGGAGGGCGUACGAGUUCGGUCAGCUGGCACGAAAGCAUAUGCUCGAGGAGAGACAGAACCCAACAACUGGACUUCCCGAUGGAUUGACCGAUGUUGAUAUCUUGGAAUUGUGCGUUGUCUCUCUCAUCAACUUGAUUCCAUUAUGGUUUGAUUUUCAUGGACUAACACACAACAGCGCUCUCACAUUAGAAAACCUCGAGACUGCUUUCUACCAGCAAGGUUUCGCCAAGUUCCCAGACUCUGACUUCGCUGCUCUCGGUCUCGCUCCCCAGGAAAUCACCAACCUGAAGUCGAUCGGUGGAACUGAGGCUACUCACGUAACGACCCUCACGAGUGCCAUUGCUGGAGCCGGAACUGCACCAGUUGCUCCUUGCACGUACAACUUUGCUUUCACGGAUGCGAAGUCCAUGGUUGCUACUGCCGCAGUAUUGGAGAACGUUGGUGUUUCUGCAUACCUCGCCGCCGCUCCUCUCGUCAAGACCCCCGGAAUCCUCACCGUCGCCGCCGAGAUCGUCACCGUCGAGGCCAGACAUCAAACCUUCAUCCGCACCGCCUCAAGAGUCGCCGCCAUCCCCUCCGCAUUCGACACCCCGCUCGGCAUCCGCGCCGUCUUCACCCUCGCCGCCGGAUUCAUCUCCUCCUGCCCAGCAGGCUCCAACCUCGCCAUCACCCCCUUCCCAGCCCUCACCAUGACCGCCGGCGCCCCCGCCGGUGCCGUCGCAGCUGGCUCAACCGUGCAGCUCUCAUCCACUGCAACCGGCGCCACCGGCUGUGCCUUCGUCAACGGUGGUCUGCCUGGUGGAGCGGCCUUCACCUCCUUCGCCAACGGUGCUUGCACUGUGCCUCCUAACCUUGCUGGUGUCACUUAUGUGCACUUGACCAGCGCUACGCCCACGGAUGGUACUCUCACUGAUGCCAUUACCGUUGCUGGUCCUAUGGUCAUGACUAUCUCAUAGAAGACCGGAUGUUCGUUCGUACUUAGGUGCGCAACAGAGUCGACGCAAGGACGUCGUGUGGGACUUGGCUUAGAGAGGGGAGUAAUAGAUAAAGUGGUGUGAUGGAGUGUGAGAGAGAUGAAUGACAAUUUUUUUUUUAUUAUUUUUCUUGGGUUAUUUUCAGCGAAAGAAAGAUCGCGGGGAUGAAUGGGUGGUUGUUGGUGUUGUUGGUGUUGUGGUUGUUGUCUUUGUGUGUCUUGUACAGGUCUCUUGAUGGGACAAGAAACUUGGCGAGCGAGCAAGCAAGCAAGCGAUGAAAAAGGGCAGUGAGCGAUUCACUUGACUUUUGAUUGUUUUUAGAGAAAGAAGAAGAUGAUGACGAGAGAGUGAGAGAGAAUGAGCACAGCUUUAUGCUCGACCAUUUUUAUUGUGUGAAUACAUCAAUCCAAUUCGAUUCUUGAUGAAUGUCUAUUGUA